Messenger RNA from Dermatophagoides farinae (American house dust mite), 1122 nucleotides. Its product is annotated as syntaxin-12. The record is from RefSeq and is a predicted model, not a curated record. Gene Ontology annotation, cellular component: SNARE complex; membrane; endomembrane system. Gene Ontology annotation, molecular function: SNARE binding; SNAP receptor activity. Gene Ontology annotation, biological process: vesicle-mediated transport; vesicle fusion; intracellular protein transport. NCBI's taxonomy places the organism in Eukaryota, Metazoa, Arthropoda, Arachnida, Sarcoptiformes, Pyroglyphidae.
GUGAAUUUUGAUUGAAAUGAGUUUCAACAAUUAUCAAUCAACUAGCAAUACCGGUAGUGGUGGUGGUGGUGGUGGAUUCACCACUGGUAGUAAUGAUGGAUUCCAGGAUUUUCCCAAAUUGGCUCAAAUCGUGGCGAAUAAUGUACAGAAAAUUUCGAAUAAUGUUAAUCAAUUGCAACGAAUGGUCAAUCAGUUGGGUACUCCACAAGAUUCGGAAAAUCUUCGUUCGCAAUUACAUCAGAUUCAGCAUUAUACAAAUCAAUUGGCCAGAGAUACGAAUAAAAACUUAAAAGAAUUGGCCAAUAUUCCUGCAUCAGGAAUAUCAUCCGAACAGAAACAACGACGAAUGCAAAAAGAACGUUUGACGAAUGAUUUUUCUGAAGCUUUGAAAAAUUUUCAGGUCAUCCAACGGACAGCUGCACAAAAAGAAAAAGAAAGUAUCAUUCGUGCACGUGCAAAUUCACAUAUAAAUGAUAAUAAAUCAGCUCUAAUCGAUUUGCAAAGCCCACAAUCAUUUCAGGCACCAAGUCAACCAUCAUCACAACAACAACAAAAACAAUUACAUAUUGAAGAGGAUGUUGACAUUCAAUUAUUACAGGAACGAGAGCAAGCAAUCCGUAAAAUUGAAUCUGAUAUUGUCGAAGUUAAUCAAAUAUUCAAAGAUUUGGCUUCAAUAGUUCAUGAUCAAGGCGAAGUCAUUGAUAGUAUCGAAGCAAAUAUCGAAUCAACAAACAUUCAGAUUCAUGAGGGUAAUGAGCAAUUGGCUAAAGCUAGUGAUUAUUCUAGACGAGCACGAAAAAAGAAAAUGAUUAUGAUCCUGAUAUUUUUGAUUAUAUUGGCCAUCAUUAUUGCAGUUAUCUAUGUUUCCAAUUGAAAUCAAUGUGAUCCGAUUCGAUACCAUUCUCAAAACCAGUUUGCAUGAAUAUGAGGAUGAUAAUCAUAAACAUUCAAUUUUUUUCCAUUAUUAUAUUCAAAUGUAUAAUCGAUUUAUUUUAUUGUCCUAAUUUAUGUUCAAAAAAAAAACGAAAAAAAAUCGUUUUCAAUAGUUUUGCUUUCAAACGACAUUUAACAUUAAAAUUUGAAAUUCAAAAAAAAAUGCAUGAAAUUUUUUAAAAAAUCUAA